CUCAACAUUUGUUCUAGAAUUUGACCAUCAUGGUCGGUGUGAGUACCGGUUUCGAUAAUAAAGCAUUGAUUAACUCACCUCAUAUCUUCAGACAGAUACAAGGGCAACGGAGCGUCGAACAAGCCGGGCUAGCACAGCCAGCACAAUAGAUAAAGCCAGCAGAGCAAGCAUGGAAACCACAGAAACCAUGGAUACUACACAAAGCAUAGUGCCGACAGAAAUUGAAGAAGAACCGGAGCCGACUGCAGAAAUUUCAUGGCCCGUAUGGCAGCUGCCAUACAAAAACUCUGCCAUGGCCCCUUGGAAUAUCACCAUCAGCAGAGACGAUUUUGAGUGUAUGUUGGAAAGUUUUGAAGCUUGGCAUUACAACGAUAUAUGGUCCGUCAAACCUAUGCCUCAAGAGGAAUCCUCCAACACAACACUUGUGCACUUCGCCCGCUACAUGGCCGAGACGCCUGACUACUCCAUCGUAAUACACGCAGGUCUGGAUAGCAGCGGUGAGGAGAAGAUAACUAUUUUAUCUAUCAUAUGGGAAACAAUAGAGACCUUAUGGAGUGCGACAGGCGAACAGAUUUCAGAGGACUACGCCAAACGAGAAGUUGUCCUCUUGUCGCGGCAACAUUUGGUAUGCGAGUUGCCCGGCCUCGAAGAGUUGCAGUACGACGAGUGGUGGCCUAAAUGGGCAGCCUGGAAGAGCCGUAUACUUGCCAGUAUACCAGAUCGUACUAAUACGCAAUCAAAUAAUGUUGAUCCUGAAUGAACUCUGUCUGUGAGCUAUAUUGGAAGUAUACGAAGGUUAAUCUUACUAUUCGCAUAUACAGAGGUGGACAGCUAUAGUCUGGUAGACUCGAUGCAUUGGGUUGAAUUUAACUAGAGCUACAGUAA
This is a messenger RNA of [Torrubiella] hemipterigena, 885 nucleotides long. The record is from the annotation of a GenBank genome assembly. NCBI's taxonomy places the organism in Eukaryota, Fungi, Ascomycota, Sordariomycetes, Hypocreales, Clavicipitaceae.